UUGACCGGAAGUGCCUCGCAGGGAUUCUCCGGCUUCAUCGCUGCCCAAACUGGGGCUGUUUUCCCUAUUUAAUUAUCGACUCCAGAGUUGUUCUUUUCUACCUUGGGUGUUGCCUUCCCUUUCCUCGCAACUUUGGCGUUUCUUUCCAUCUAGUCUUGCCGUGUAGGAGGCAGGUGUGUGCCAAUACCUGCUUCGAUACCCAACUUUUUUUUAAUUAUUAUUAUUGAAGCGUUGUAACGUUCACGUCUUUACUGUUUUUUUAAAGGACUUAUUGAUUUUCGACUGGCGUUAACCGGCUAAGCUAACUGAGCUAAACAAGGAGCCAAAUGCAGGCCAUUAAGUGUGUGGUAGUGGGUGACGGGGCUGUGGGUAAAACAUGCCUACUCAUCAGCUACACUACCAAUGCUUUCCCCGGGGAGUACAUCCCCACUGUCUUCGACAACUAUUCAGCCAAUGUGAUGGUGGACGGCAAGCCGGUGAACCUCGGCCUCUGGGAUACAGCAGGACAGGAGGACUACGACCGACUCAGGCCGCUGUCCUACCCGCAGACCGAUGUCUUCCUGAUUUGCUUCUCAUUAGUUAGUCCCGCAUCUUUUGAAAACGUCCGCGCUAAGUGGUACCCCGAGGUGAGACACCAUUGCCCCAACACCCCCAUCAUCCUGGUGGGCACCAAGCUUGACCUGAGGGAUGACAAGGACACCAUCGAGAAGCUCAAGGAGAAGAAACUCUCACCCAUCAUCUACCCUCAGGGCUUGGCCAUGGCGAAAGAAAUAAGUGCCGUUAAGUAUUUGGAGUGUUCAGCUUUGACACAGCGCGGCCUUAAAACGGUGUUCGACGAAGCCAUACGGGCGGUCCUGUGCCCACCGCCUGUUAAGAAGAGGAGAAGGAAGUGCAGAAUUUUGUAGAAGCAGGAGUGUCGGGAACAGCUGCAGUCCAAACUCAGCCACUAAGAAGGAAGAGAUUGUUUCCCAGCUUUCCUGAUUAUUCUUUUUUUAAAUAUAUUUCAACGCUCUUACUAGAUCAGACCUGGUCCUUGUUUAUAAAAAAAAAAAAAAAAAAAAAAAGAAAUUAUAAUGCUAAUCUUUUGUUUGAUCUGGAGCAACAUGGCUGCUGAAAUAAAUCCAGUCCUUUCUAUUCAGUGUUGGGAUUAUGAAGUUGUUAUAUUUUACAAAGACAUUUUUACUUUCUAUAGAAAUUCCUGAGGCCUUCAGAGCAGGACAACUCCAUGAGAGAAUAGUCUGUUUUUAAAAAUAGGCUCUACAGCCAGGUUGUGGUAAAAUUCAUUAAUUUCUCCUUUUAUUAUUUUCUUCUCAAUUGUCAUUGAAGGACCUAUUGUUUACCCUCUGACUUAAGUCAGUCCGUUUCCUAGUUUUUUACUUGCAUAUAACAUUUAUGAAGAACCAGUUGAAUGCUUUGUGACAAGCGUAGUUGAAAUGUUUUUUAACAGCAGCUACUAAGCGAUGCUAGCAUCACAGUCGGUUAGAUAAAUAUGGAAGUUGUUUGAGAAUACAGCAUUUCAAUGCUAAGUGAUUGUUGGAGGUGCAGAGACUUUAUUAGUUGAAUUUCCUAUGGUAGUUGCUUAUCCAACAUUAACAUUUUACAAGCUCUUUUUAAAAGAGCUUUUCUUUUUUGAUCACACCUGUUGCAGUUUGUCAUGAGGAGCCCGUGUUUGUCCUACGAUGUGAUUGUCACCUGUAACCUUUGAAUGUUUUUGGUCCCCCCAACCCCCCAAAAAAGGAAGACUCAUUGUUUCAGUGGAAUGCUGAAAGCGCUCACUUUGAAUUGCAGUUUUGCCAAUACGGUAUAAUUUCACAUUUUAUAAAUAAAGUCAUCAAAAAUGCGA
Molecule: messenger RNA, 1843 nt
Organism: Phycodurus eques (leafy seadragon)
Lineage: Eukaryota; Metazoa; Chordata; Actinopteri; Syngnathiformes; Syngnathidae
Gene: rac1a
Product: Rac family small GTPase 1a
Exons: 6
Coding region: 327-905 (192 amino acids)
Biological process (GO): regulation of cell shape; actin filament organization; motor neuron axon guidance
Cellular component (GO): cytoskeleton; plasma membrane; dendritic spine
Molecular function (GO): protein kinase binding; GTPase activity; GTP binding
Source: RefSeq, a predicted model, not a curated record